Struthio camelus australis is the source of this 1922-nucleotide messenger RNA. NCBI's taxonomy places the organism in Eukaryota, Metazoa, Chordata, Aves, Struthioniformes, Struthionidae. The record is from RefSeq and is a predicted model, not a curated record.
CUUCCCAAGAUCGCUAAAACCGGUUGCACCAGCUGGCAAAUUUAAAAUAUAACAUAAGAAAAGCAAGAAACUGGAAGCACUGCUGUUGAUCAGAAAGGGCAGAACUAAUGGACUGUGUGGAUAUAGAUAUGUUUGAAGGUGUCUGUUCUUCCCACUACAAGUCGCAGGACACCUGAUUUCCAGGCUUGGAGGAAUGAAGGGAAUUUGGAGCUUGUGAAAGAAAUGUUGAAUCAUGAAUAAACUGGCAGACCAGCAGGACCACAUGAUACCAUGAAGAGAAGCUUACAGGUCCUCUAUUGCCAACUGUUUAGUGUUCUACUGAUCUUGGCACUGACAGAAGAGCUGGUGUUUUCUGUUCAGGUACUGUCUCCCGCUGUACCCUCCUCUCAGGGCUUCCUGAUGGACACUACCACUAUCACAGCCAUGGGGACAACGCCUCGGCACAAAGACCGUCGCACGACGCCGCCUGCUCCCGCAUCUGCUCGCACCGUUCCCCAUCCCCUUAGCCGGACGGAGAAAACGGCCCCGUCCGCUGGCCCAAAGCAAGCAAGCGGCCGUCGUGCUGGCGAAAGGGAAAGGUAUCAUUUAUACAACCAGAGUGCUUUGUACUCAGGACAGACUCGCCCCCAGGGGAAAAUGUUCCGGGAUUUCAAAGGGAACUUCUCAGAGCCUUCAGAGCCUUACCUAAAGACAGCCCUGCACUCCCCCUUCCCCGCCCUGAGCAGCCCUUUCACAGACCACCCGUUUCCCUCCCCGACUGCAACUUCCAGAGAUGCCACUGGCACGGGGCUGGCAAGAACUACGCACCCGGCCCCCUCUCCCCCCAGCAGCACCUCGGGAGGCCUUAGGAAAGCAGAGCACGGGGAUGGGACGGAGCCGGUUGUGCAGAAAGCCGAUUUUGCCACCACAACUGCUGGACCAUCGACUGAUCCUGAAGCAGUGUCGGUGCCUUUUAACCCCCCCCACUAUGAUAUAUGGGAUAUGCUGAGCAAAAACAACUCUUGGGUAACCUUGAACCUCAGUACAAACGUCCCGUUGUUUGCCGGCCCUGGAACUGCAACAGCAGCAGCAGGUCACACGGUUCAGACCAGUUUCGAUGUCAGCGUCUCCUCUCCGGCAGCGGGCAACCCCAGGGGAGCUGCCCCGACGCAGCACGGCGCGGUGACUAACGCCACCGUGUUCGGCAGUGCUCUCUCCACAGCGCCCGCCACCAGGCUGUCCAGCUCCGUUUCCACAGCUGGCUCCACUGCCACCGGCAACUUCCUAAACAGACUGGUUCCUGCCGGGACCUGGAAACCUGGGCUGCCGGGAAACAUCUCCCAUGUCACUGAGGGGGACAAGCCCCAGCACAGAGCAACCAUCUGCCUCAGCAAGAUGGACAUUGCCUGGAUCAUCCUGGCUAUCAGCGUACCUAUAUCCUCAUGUUCAGUUCUGCUGACAGUCUGCUGCAUGAGAAGGAAGAAAAAGACGUCUAACCCAGAAAACAAUUUGAGCUAUUGGAAUAAUGCUAUUACCAUGGACUACUUCAACAGGCAUGCUGUAGAGUUACCGAGAGAGAUCCAGUCCCUGGAGACUUCAGAGGACCACCUCUCUGAGCCACGCUCUCCAGCCAACGGUGAUUACCGAGACAGCGGUAUGGUCCUCGUAAACCCCUUCUGUCAAGAAACUCUAUUUGUAGGACAUGAGCAAGUGUCUGAAAUAUGACCCCAUAGCUGCCCUUGUAUUGCAGUUUCAUCUCGACUGUCUCCAAAUUAUAAAUAAAUAUAUAUAUUAUAAAUAUAACCUUUGUGUAACCCUGAAUUACAAGAAAUGUUUUCAGCUUUUUUUCCUCCCUGAGAAUUGUCAGCCUCUUUUUUAUAAGUGUGGUAAAACUUUACAGAACAAACUGUGGCUUUAUAAAAUAAAGGUAUUUCUAAGCAAAA